Messenger RNA from Bufo bufo (common toad), 6362 nucleotides. RefSeq names its product mitogen-activated protein kinase kinase kinase 13 (gene MAP3K13). The record is from RefSeq and is a predicted model, not a curated record. Bases 174 to 3059 code for a protein of 961 amino acids. Lineage: Eukaryota; Metazoa; Chordata; Amphibia; Anura; Bufonidae. Gene Ontology annotation, biological process: protein autophosphorylation; JNK cascade. Gene Ontology annotation, molecular function: ATP binding; JUN kinase kinase kinase activity. The transcript is spliced from 13 exons.
CACAUUCCUCUGUACUCUGACCACGCAAUGCUAAGGUGCCAGAUCAUGGAUGUCAGGAAAGGCUGAGGACGUGACAGCACCUGCCAAUGUCUGGUCCAUGUGAACGGCUUCCAGUUCCAAAGUUGAGCUGAACAAGCCACCUCAAGAUCUGGUGUCUUGGGGUUGGCUGCCCCAUGCACAUCGAUGGUACCAUGGCCAGUCCGCACGAUCCAUUGAGUUGGUCAUCUUCUCCAAAUCUUAUUGUUGAUACAAUACGAGACGAUAAGGAGUACAUCGUGGGGUAUGGUGAUCACACCACAUCUGAUCACCUUCAGUCUCAAGAGACUCAAGAGAAGUGUGAUAACUUAGAAAAUGCCAACAGCCCAGUCACAGCAGCUGUCCUGACCUCCAUCAGUGAAGACUCCAGAGAUCAGUUCGAGAACAGUGUCUUGCAGCUGAGGGACCAAGAUGAAGUCGAGAACAUUGCACCUCAAGGUAGCAGUCACUCAGGAGAUGGAGGAAGCAAUAGUGGUACUGAAGACAUCAAAAUACAUUUUAGUCGCUCUGGGAGUGGAAAUGGAGGAUUCUUGGAGGGACUUUUUGGCUGUCUGCGGCCUGUAUGGAAUAUGAUAGGCAAGGCUUAUUCUCCAGAUUAUAAACUGCAACAGCAAGACACUUGGGAGGUUCCAUUCGAGGAGAUUUCGGAGCUGCAGUGGCUGGGCAGUGGGGCACAAGGGGCUGUUUUUCUGGGAAAGUUUCGAGGAGAGGAAGUUGCAAUCAAGAAAGUGAGAGAACAAAAAGAGACUGAUAUUAAGCACCUGAGGAAGCUGAAGCACCCCAACAUCAUCGCCUUCAAAGGUGUUUGCACGCAGGCUCCAUGUUACUGCCUGAUCAUGGAGUACUGUGCUCAUGGACAGCUUUAUGAGGUACUCAGGGCUGGAAGAAAGGUCACUCCUAGGCUCCUGGUGGACUGGUCCACUGGAAUCUCUAGCGGCAUGAACUACCUCCACCUGCACAAGAUAAUCCAUCGGGAUCUCAAAUCACCCAAUGUCCUAGUCACUCACACAGACACAGUGAAGAUUUCCGACUUUGGAACAUCCAAAGAACUUAGUGACAAAAGCACCAAGAUGUCAUUUGCUGGCACCGUGGCAUGGAUGGCUCCCGAGGUCAUCCGCAAUGAGCCUGUCUCAGAAAAAGUGGACAUUUGGUCUUUUGGGGUUUUGCUGUGGGAGCUAUUGACCGGGGAGAUCCCAUACAAGGAUGUGGAUUCAUCAGCCAUUAUCUGGGGUGUAGGAAGCAACAGCCUCCAUCUUCCAGUUCCUUCUACUUGUCCAGAUGGCUUCAAAAUCCUCAUGAAGCAGACAUGGCAAAGCAAACCCAGAAACCGUCCAUCUUUCAGACAGAUCCUCAUGCACCUGGACAUAGCUUCAGCUGACGUCCUGGGGACACCUCAGGAGACAUAUUUUAAAUCACAGGCUGAAUGGAGAGAAGAAGUAAAGAAGCAUUUUGAGAAAAUCAAGAGUGAGGGGACCUGUAUCCAUCGAUUAGAUGAGGAGUUGAUCCGUAGACGCAGAGAGGAACUGCGGCAUGCACUAGAUAUCCGUGAGCACUAUGAACGUAAGCUGGAGAGAGCCAAUAACCUGUACAUGGAGCUGAGUGCAAUCAUGCUGCAGCUGGAAGUCCGUGAGAAGGAACUUAUCAGGCGUGAACAAACUGUAGAGAAAAAAUAUCCUGGGACAUAUAAGCGACACCCUGUUCGCCCUAUAGUCCAUCCUAAUGCUGUGGAGAAACUGAUCAAAAAGAAAGGUGGUUCCUCUAAGUCAUCAUCUCAAACUAGGCGGCCCGAUCUAUUGAAAUCAGAUGGUAUUACUAGUAUGGAGUCAAAUGUCCCUGGUUCUUCUCCCAUAUCUGGAAGUCCAAAGAUAUCCUCUGGAGGAAAGAAUCGUUACCGCAGCAAACCACGUCACCGACGAGCAAACAGCAAGGGGAGUCAUGCAGACUUCAUAAGUGCAAUAAAAAACCAGGACUCUCCUUUGCCAUCUCAAGCUACUCAUCAUUUGUCUCCUGCUUCUCCCCCAUUUACCCCUCCCAGCCCUCGACAUGAACCUGCUCAGCCUAUGAUGACCCGCCAUCAAACCCUCAAUGUGCAUGGCCAGAAUAUUGCUAACUGUGCCAACAAUUUGCGUUACUUUGGCCCUGCAGCUGCACUAAGAAGUCCUCUGAGCUGCCAUGCUCAGCGGUGUAUGUCUGGCUCCAGUCCUGACCUUCUGUCCAGCACGCUGGAAGCUGACAGUCGCAUGCAGUCAGAAACAGCCUGGGACUACUGUCAACAAGAUCUAUACAAACCUUGUCUUGGUUGUCCAGAGGCCUCCCCUCCUCCAGAUAUUGACCAUGAAACUUGGGAAGAUUCUAGAAGUGAUAAUACAGAGCGGAGGAACUCUGAGAGAAAAUCCCCAGAGUCUCCAAGACACCAUCAUACACUGGAGGCAUCUGAGCCACAGCACAGUGGAGUGGACCAGCUCCCUAUAAUUAGGGCAGCAGUAGGUGUCAGUGCCCUUGCUGUUCCUACACCUCCUGCCCUUCCACGAAGAAUACGGACCCUUAGAAAGACAGGAGACGAAUCAUCAGAAGAGGAAGAGGGAGAGGUUGACAGUGAAGUUGAAUUCCCAAGAAGACAUCGUCCUCCCCGGGGAAUGAGCAGCUACCAGUCUUAUUCCACCUUCAGCUCAGAAAACUUCUCAGUGUCUGAUGGAGAAGAGGGAAACACUAGUGAUCAUUCUAACAGCCCAGAUGACCUAGCAAGCAGCCGUAAGGACCCAUUAGGUGACAAGCUGGAAGACAUAUUAUCUCAAACACCAGAGAUUCCAAUUGAAAUUUCCACACAAUCAGAUGGGUUGUCUGACAAAGAGUGUGCAGUGAGAAGGGUCAAGACUCAGAUGUCUUUGGGCAAGCUCUGUGCAGAGGACCACAACUAUGAGAACCCAGGAAACUUUGCAGAAUCGGACUGUGACUCCUCAGAAGCAGAAGGUUCUGAUGCAACUGUACGAACCAACAACCCAGGCAACACUUCCACCUGGUGAAACCAGCCUGCCAACAACAGUAUUUCAUCGCCCCUACAUAUGUCAAUUGUGAACUUUUCUAGAGCGAUUUACCAGAAAGGCAUCAUCUCAUUCCCUUAAAUGUUUUUUGGAAUAACUUUUCAAAUUCAUCACUAAGUGAGGGGCAGCAAAUUAUUGCAAAGCAAUAUGUUGUUGGUUCUCCAGUCCAAUUAUAGGAAUAGAGUUAUCUGAAGUCUGCAAUAAUGAGGGCCCAAAGACUUGUGGGAGACCCCUCCUCGAAAUUAACAAGCUUCUCAAUGGAAGCAUGUCGCUAUAUAUGGCAGGGAUAAAUAUUUUAACAAACUAAGGUACUGUAAAAUUCCAUAUUUAUUUUUAUUUUGUGUGUGUUUGGACCCUUUUUAUUGUAUGAUAGGUCUAGGAGAAAAGUACAGUAUAUUAGCACUAAUGAAUGGAUCACUGGUAAGAGAACUCAUUUCAGAUGGACAUUUAUAUGCCUAGUGGAUCUGCUGCUGUUUUUUUUUUAGGGGACCAAAUAUUAGUUUUUCUUCCUUCAAUGAAUUAGUCUUGAAAAUACACCCUUCAUAUAGAAAGACUGAAGGGUUACAUGCUUAAGAACAAAGCCUAGAACACAGUAUCUUGAAGGAUAAUGCUGUGAUAAAGAUGAUUUGCUCAUGCUUGUUAGAAUUGCUGCAUGAUCCUCCACAUAGAAUGAGAUGGUGGAUACAAUUAUGAGGGCAAAAGCAGCAAAAGGCUGAAACAUUUUCUGAGAAAACAAAGCAACAAGGGUGGUUUCCGAACAAAACUGCUGGCUAAGAACAUUGUUUUCUAUAAAUUCCCUAACCUUUCAGUCGCUGUUGAUAACUUUCCACCCUUUCAAAUGAAACCUGGAUUAGCAGAAAUCCUGAAGCUGUAGUGGAUAAAUGUUUUGGGGCAAGUUUUUACAAACUCUGUUCGAAGACACCAGCACUUGGAAACAUCUCCCAUGAUGUCUAUAUUCAUAUUCUGUUCCUCCUCGAUACAGAUCAAAUUCAGGGAGUAGAGAGGUCACUCAUCUCCCUGCUCAGGAGCAUUCCCAGCCAUACCACCCAUUGUCCCAUAGUGGUGAUCUUUCUUCUCUCUCAGAUACAAAUCACCUACUGUAUGCUCCAUUCAAGAAUAUGUGUCAUUUUUAAUGCACCUUUCACGGCCACCUAAAAGCACAUGAUGGGAUAUCACGGACCGAUGAGAAAAAGGACAAUAUAUUAAUACCCUAAGGAGGGACAGCCCCGUUUCACCCCUCUGAUGCGGAUUCUUUGGCUUUGAGAAGAUGUAUUCCAGUGUGGUAUUCUUUGGUGCACUUCCAGCUCCACUGCAUGGUACUAAAGAAGAUAUCACAUAUGGUAGAGAAUAUUUCCAACCAAAUUUUUUGCAUUUUUGUUCAACCAGCAAAACUAACAGAGGCAACAAAACGUAUGCAACCCCAAAAAUAUCCAUUACUCGGCUUGAAAAUACACUUCUUUUUUAUUUCCAAAAAUAUCAUCCAACUACCCGGACUAAAAGACUGCACUUACAUUUCAUUACAGGGAAGGGAACAGAGUUUCUUAUUGGCUAAUGUUAAGAUGUUUAUAGCCUUUGAAAGAUCCAUGCAUUUGUGCUGUGAGAUUUGAUUUCAGAGGCCCGAAUGGGUUGAACAUGUCACACGUUUUACUCGUCAGAAAUGUCUACUGUGUGUGGUGACAUUACUCCAAAGUUAAUAAGCCAAUCAGAAUUCAUAGGGUAUGGAUCAUUGGACCAUUCUUCCAUCUACUGUGUUGUUGUCUCUUUAUUGUUUUAUUUUAUUUCACUUUUUAUGUUUGCGUUUUUGUGUGAAUUAAGCCAUAAUUUUAUUUCUAUGGCAAGUAAUUUAUUUCCCUGAAAACCUCAGGACCCAGAUUCACGUAACUGGGAUUACAAAGUGAAGCAAUCACCUAAACUUAGUGUACCCAGCCAUUAAUAUGAAUGCAGUCUGUCGGUGAACAAAGCACUCGUACAUCACUACUGAGAUCUACUGUAUACAUGGCGCGUGAGACAGUGUGCCGAUAUGACUACAAUUAGCCGUUCAAUGGCUCCUGCACUGUGUAUAGGUGCUUGGUUCUCUUUAGGCUUGGAGCACAACUCUACACUUGGUUCUAACAGUGUAAGUCCCAGUUCAUAUACCUGAAUCUAGAAGUUGUAUUAUAUUGAUUUUGUGUACACAUAUGUGCAAAUUUAACCCCUUUGCUGCUGGAUGACUAUAUAGAAUCAACAUAUAGGAAUAGCAAAAAAAAACGUCCAGCUCCUUUUCCUUAAAAACCAAUGCUUUAUUCUUUCACAUAUUCAAUUAAAAUCCAUGUGUUCAAACGGAGAAACUGUAGCACAAUGUAACGCGUUUCGAGCCACUUGCGUAUGGGCCCUUUAUCCAGACAGUUUCUCCGUUUGAACACAUGGAUUUUAAUUGAAUAUGUGAAAGAAUAAAGCAUUGGUUUUUAAGGAAAAGGAGCUGGACGUUUUUUUGCUAUUCCUGGAUUGCUCACCUGGCUGCGUCUAGACCAGUACAGUCCGUGACUCCUUUAAAAAACUGGAGGCGAGUGCUGCAGUAAAUGAAUUGUUUUUUUUUAAAUCAACACAUAGUACAACAACAACAAAAAAACACGAAACCUUGGGGGAGAUAUAUUAAUGUUUGUCCGCCUAGAAUCCUACAUUAAUUGCACUAGAAUUUGUGGCACACGCCUGUCCCGCCACUAAAUAUAUUAAGUGCAUGCACCAGAAUUUGUACCCAUUUGUGACAUGCUAGACACGACUGUCUGCCAACUUUUCGGCUAAACCUACUUUGCGCCUUGCUUUGCAGUCUUACACUAGAACAGCUGCAAGGUGGUCUAAAAAGUGGUGCAAAAUCCUGACGGUAUAAAGCCCUGUGACACAUUGGGUCGCAAAUAGGUAUUUUCGAGUGCAUUGUAUUGCAUCUUUAGACAGUCUUACACAAAAAUAAAUAAAAUACUUUUUGCACUUUUUACAGCAAAAUCACAUCUAUAGAUACAUUUAACAAUCCAAAUACACACUGGUCAUAAAUUUGACACUAAAUAAAAAUGGCGCAGGCACAAUAUUCUGGCACAAAAUAAAAAAAUCUUCAUUUUUAGAAUGUGGUAUAUAUUAGUUAAAAAAUGUGAUUGGCACUCAGGCUCACUUUGCCAACCCAGUAUAAGAUACUUGAAUCAUCAAUGAGCCACAGUGAGUACUGGUAAGUGGCACAUCUAAUUUCAUUAUGCCAACUAGCAAGGAAGUAUAACUAAAUAACCAACUGGAUGUCGGCCACUUAGGCUUCAUGAA